GAUGUGAUUCACGGUUAUCGCACGAUUUUCCCCGUUCCGCUCGGCGAAGCGGCGAGUUGGGAUUUAGUUUCGAUGGAAAGAACGGCGGCGAUCGCGGCGGCUGAAUCGAAGGCUUCGGGCGUUCAUUGGACGUUUGCACCGAUGGUUGACAUUGCGCGUGAUCCGCGUUGGGGACGCGUCAUCGAAGGCGCGGGCGAAGAUACUUUUCUCGGUUCAAAAAUCGCUUUUGCGCGUGUGCGCGGUUUUCAGGGAACCGAUUACAGCGCGAAUAAUCGAAUUUUAGCAACAGCAAAACAUUGGGUCGGCUACGGCGCAGCGGAAGCCGGACGCGAUUAUAAUACGACCAAUCUUUCCGAACGCUCUUUAAGGGAAAUUUAUUUUCCGCCUUUCAAAUCUGCGAUCGAUGCCGGAGUCGAUUCGUUUAUGACUUCGUUCAAC
Lymnaea stagnalis (great pond snail) is the source of this 438-nucleotide messenger RNA. The record is from the annotation of a GenBank genome assembly. Lineage: Eukaryota; Metazoa; Mollusca; Gastropoda; Lymnaeidae.